GAGCCAAACAAGGUCUCAUUCCGCUAAAUAAACGCGCACCUGCGCCUGUCCGACAUUUGACUUGGCUGCAUCUGGCGAUCGAUCAGAUGUCGAGGAUAUCUCGGGCGGCUGUUGGCCCUUGUUUGGCUGUUUGGCUUUUAGGAACGCCCGCCCGUCCCUCUCGGACGCCCCACGGUCUCCCCGAGCGCGCCCGCCAGCCUCCCCGCCGGCGACGUCCAACGCGCUCCGCGUCGACGCGAAGACUGGGGAGACCGUCAGCGCAAGAGACGAGUCGAGUCAGCUCGCAUCUCAGGCGCGCCGGUCCGCCCCGCACUCGGUCCCCCAUGUCCAUAUCCGGUCGCCUGCCACUGGACGGCCCUGCGCUUGUGACUGGCCUUGGUACGAGCGCACAGGUUCGGCCCGCGCAGCGCAGUCUCUCAGCCUCUGUCUCCAUGGCCGCGGGUUGGCCGCGAGCAGGCACUCUCCGAGACUGGUCGCGCAGGCCCACCACGUCCAGAUCUUCUGUUUGGAGCACGCGCGUGGGCAAUCCCUUGUCCUGACCGCAUGGACCAAGCCCCGCGUCGCCCUCUGACACAAAAUACCAAUCAGCGCGACCCACAGCACGUCCAAGUCCCGUACUUCCACCCCAACAAGUGCUGCGCUGCUCACCUUCCCAUCUACGCCACGACUGUUCGCCGGGCAGGAAAACAUAAUGAAAUAUAGAUUCGCAUCUCCCACGACGCGUUUCAUGUCCACACCGGCAGCCCACACUGCGCCUAUUAGGCUAAAGAAUCGGCAACAUAUCAUGAGGUCCACCAAGGUGCGAUAGGCGCCCAAGCAGGCGUGCCUGCCGGCCAAGCGCCGCCACACCCAACGUGAUGGGGUUGACAAGCGUCUCCCCCAGCGAAUGCGGCUGCCCCUCACGCACGUCACCCCUCCAUCCGACACGUCACCCCGUCUCUUCCCCCGCCUGCCAACGCAUUCAGUCGCGCGCCUGCUGGUAACCGGUGCGCCAAAAAUGCGUGGGGCGCGCGCGAAAUGCCAAGCAUAG
Messenger RNA from Schizophyllum commune H4-8, 1030 nucleotides. RefSeq lists its product as uncharacterized. The transcript has 2 exons. Bases 87 to 539 code for a protein of 150 amino acids. The record is from RefSeq and is a predicted model, not a curated record. Lineage: Eukaryota; Fungi; Basidiomycota; Agaricomycetes; Agaricales; Schizophyllaceae.